Messenger RNA from Centrocercus urophasianus (Greater sage-grouse), 3637 nucleotides. RefSeq names its product tyrosine kinase non receptor 2 (gene TNK2). The coding region runs from base 202 to 3363 and encodes 1053 amino acids. The record is from RefSeq and is a predicted model, not a curated record. Gene Ontology annotation, biological process: signal transduction; negative regulation of epidermal growth factor receptor signaling pathway; regulation of keratinocyte differentiation. Gene Ontology annotation, cellular component: extrinsic component of cytoplasmic side of plasma membrane. Gene Ontology annotation, molecular function: protein tyrosine kinase activity; ATP binding; protein binding. NCBI's taxonomy places the organism in Eukaryota, Metazoa, Chordata, Aves, Galliformes, Phasianidae. The transcript has 16 exons.
CAUCUUGACCUCUCCUUCCCCAGGCCACCCUAUGGGCAGUGUGACCAGAGCUCUGCAACCCCCAUGGCUGCGUGGGUGAAGCCGUGACACUGUGCCACCUCUGCGUCAGUGCUGGGCUCGUGGGGACGCUGGGGCACAGAGUGGUGCUGCCAACGGACCUGAGCUGCACCGCCUGCCCCAGUACAGAAGCUGAGCUGUAGCAUGCAGGCGGAAGAGGGCACAGACUGGCUGCUGGAGCUGCUGACUGAGCUGCAGCUGCAACAAUACUUCCUGCGCAUCCGGGAUGAACUCAACGUCACCCGCCUGUCCCACUUCGAGUACGUCAAAAAUGAGGAUCUGGAGAAGAUUGGCAUGGGGCGCCCCGGCCAGCGGCGGCUGUGGGAGGCAGUGAAGCGGAGGAAAGCCAUGUGCAAGCGGAAAUCUUGGAUGAGCAAGGUGUUCAGUGGGAAGCGCCCCGACUCGGAGCUGCCUCCUCAGCCCCACAGCACCUUCCGCAAGCCCCCAACGCCACCCCCCCCAGACACAGGGGGCCAGCAUUCCCUCACCUGCCUCAUCAGGGAGCGAGACCUCUCGCUCUUCGAGAAGUUGGGUGAUGGCUCCUUUGGUGUUGUGCGUCGUGGAGAGUGGUGCACGCCUGCUGGCAAGACGCUCAACGUGGCUGUGAAGUGUCUGAAGACGGAUGUGCUGAGCCAGCCGGAGGUGCUGGAUGACUUCAUCCGCGAGGUGAAUGCCAUGCACUCGCUGGACCACAAGAACCUCAUCCGCCUCUACGGCGUGGUGCUCUCCCACCCCAUGAAGAUGGUGACAGAACUGGCCCCUCUUGGCUCCCUCCUGGACCGUCUGCGGAAGAACCAGGGCCAUUUUCUCAUUUCCACGCUGUGCCAGUACGCCAUCCAGGUGGCCAAGGGUAUGGCCUACCUGGAGUCCAAGCGCUUCAUCCACAGAGACCUGGCUGCCCGCAACAUCCUGCUGGCCUCCAAUGAGCAGGUCAAGAUUGGGGACUUUGGGCUGAUGAGGGCUCUGCCCAAAAAUGACGACCACUACGUGAUGCAGGAACAUCGUAAGGUGCCCUUUGCCUGGUGUGCUCCUGAGAGCCUAAAGACACGCACUUUCUCCCACGCAAGUGAUACUUGGAUGUUUGGGGUGACACUAUGGGAGAUGUUCACCUAUGGACAGGAGCCAUGGAUUGGCCUCAAUGGCAGCCAGAUCCUACACAAGAUUGACAAAGAGGGUGAGAGGCUGCCACGGCCCGAGGACUGUCCCCAGGAUGUCUACAACGUCAUGCUGCAGUGCUGGGCCCACAAGCCCGAGGACCGGCCCACUUUCGUGGCCCUGCGUGACUUCCUGGUGGAGGCCCAGCCCACCGACAUGAGGGCUCUGCAAGACUUUGAGGAACCCGACAAGCUGCACAUCCAGAUGAACGACAUCAUCACGGUCAUCGAGGGCAGGGCCGAGAAUUACUGGUGGCGGGGUCAGAAUAAGCGGACCCUAAAAGUGGGCCAGUUCCCCCGCAACACGGUGACCUCGGUGGCGGGGCUGUCGGCCCAUGACAUCAGCCAGCCGCUUAAAAACAGCUUCAUCCACACAGGCCAUGGAGACACCAACCCUCAGCAGUGCUGGGGGUUUCCCGAUAAAAUUGAUGAGCUGUACCUGGGAAAUCCCAUGGACCCUCCUGAUGUUUUAGGAGUGGACCUGAGUGCUGCCAGACCCACCCAGCUCCCAGGAAGGGCUAAAAGGCAGCCGCCUCCGCGCCCGCCUCAGCCUUCCAUCCUGCUUACCAAGCCCUCCUACGACCCGGUCAGUGAGGAGGACGAGGGCCUGUCGGCAGGCCUCCGAAAGCUCUGCCUGAAGAAGCCAGGUCCAGGGAAGGGCCUGCGGCUUGCUAAGCCCUCUGCCCGCGUGCCGGGCACCAAGGUGGGCGAGCGGCAACCCAGCCGGUCACCCAGUGAGGGACCAACGAGCGGCGAGGUGACCCUCAUUGACUUUGGGGAGGAGGUGCCCCCCACUACCCCUUCGCCUGUGGGGGAGCUGACGGCCCCCUCCCUCGCCAAACUGGCUAUGGAAGCCUUCUCGCUGCUGGACAAAACCCCCCCGCAAAGCCCCACACGGGCCCUGCCCCGGCCCCUCCACCCCACGCCAGUGGUGGACUGGGACGCCCGGCCCUUGCCCCCACCGCCCGCCUACGAUGACGUGGCACAGGACGAGGAUGACUUCGAGGUGUGCUCCAUCAACAGCCCCCUGGGGCGACGGGGCAGCCGUACUGGCCUUCCCAGGGCACGUGAGCGGGGUGAAACCAACUACGGCUUUGUGGAUGAGGGUGAGCGGGCGGCGGGGCUGGAGGACAACCUCUUUCUGCCCCCCAAGGACACCAAGCAACCCAGCCUGAUGCAGACUACUGAGAUCUUCCAGGAGCUGCAGCAGGAGUGCAUGAAGAGGUUCAACGUGCCCCGGGGGCCAUCCGCGUGCCUGGCUGACGACAAACCCCAAAUCCCACCCCGCGUUCCCAUCCCUCCUCGGCCGCUGCGCCGCAAUGAACCUGGGCGUUGGUCUGGUGAGCUGUCCCCAGCCUCAGGGGGCGAAGAGGACCGGCCACCCCAAAUCCCCCCUCGGGACCCACUGUCACAGCCCACUUCACGGACGCCCAGCCCCAUGGCCCUGCAGGUGGGCUCCCCACAGCAGCGGGCUGCCCUCUGCUCUUGCCUGUCCACGUCGCCGGGGAAACCCAUGCCCACCACGCAGAGCUUUGCCCUGGACCCCAAAUACGCUACCCCCAAAGUGAUCCAGGCACAGGGCAAGGACUGCUCCAAGGGGCCUUGCAUCCUGCCCAUUGUGAAGGAUGGGCAGAAGGUCAGCAACACCCACUAUUACCUGCUGCCCGAGCGCCCUGCCUACCUGGACAAGUAUGAGAAGUUUUUCAAGGAGGCCAAAAGCCCUGAAGAGGCACCAGCAUCCCGCACGGUCACCACGGCCACCGUCCGGCCCAUGGUGCAGCAGCAGCCUGACUACAAGGCCAACUUCUCGUCCAACAACAGCAAUCUUGGGCCCAAGUGUUUGGUGAAAGCUUCCUGCAGCCUCCAGAAAAUUGUAUAUGAUGGGCCAGAUGGUUAUCGUCCCUCGGAGAAGAUCCGGCUGGUUCAGGACACAGUGCAUGGCGUCACCACCGAGGAGUGCCAGGCAGCCCUGCAGAACCACGGCUGGAAUGUUCAACGUGCCAUCCAGUACUUGAAGGUGGAGCAGCUCUUCUGCCUGGGGCUGAAGUCCCGUGUGGAGUGCCACCGGGUGCUGGAGAUGUUCGACUGGAACCUGGCGCAGGCCAGCUCCCACCUCCUCGACCCCUACAGCUCCUCCAGGCAGAAGCGGUGACAGCAGGAACCAGGUGAGCGAUACCGGACCCAGAGCAGGCGUCUCACUGCGGGGUCACCACCCCGAUCCCACCAUCUGCUGCUGGACUCUGGACUGAGCCCCACCUGGGGGAUGGGGGCAACCCCAAAAAGGAUCCUGCCAACAGUUGAGACUAUGCCACAGCCCCUGUGUCUGGGGGGUCUGUGCCCUGGCUGAGGAGAUGAGCUCCAUCCCUUGGCCUGAUGUCGAAUUGUUUUUGUAAAGAGAAAUGUAAUUUUAAUAUAUAUAUAUAUUA